AUGGUGCUUCCGUCAGCCAGCACUCGACGCCCACCCCAGCAGCUCGCUUCCGAAAGCUUGUUGCAUGAUUCAAUGGUCGAGCAAAAUUUGCAGCCUGUCAAGUUUGCGUACGCGUGGUACCUUGCCGACGAUGACGAAGACAUCGCUUGUGCAAUUUUGGUGUCCGCUUCCAUUGUCAAGGAAACUGCGCCCCGACACCAAGCAGAUCUCGUGGUAGUCUACAAUACUGACAUACCUGGUAAAGAGCGUUUUCGUAGGAUGGGGAUCAAAAUGGUCCAAGUGUCAGCAGCUGCUGCGAAGGGUGAGUCACAAUGGAAGGAAUCGUUCCUGAAACUUAGGGUGGCAGAGCUCUUUCAAUAUGAGCGAGUGAUUUACUUUGAUGCUGAUGCCUUCCCGCUGGGAAGCUUGGAGAACUUGUUUGACAUUGCUCAGUUCCCUGUUGAGCUAGCUGCACCUCGGGCAUAUUGGCUGCAGCAGCCAUUUGUCCAAAGUGGUGGGCCGAUGGUUCUCGAUCCUCGCAAGCUUUUUUUCGAUCGGGACUUCUCAGUGCCAAUGAACAAGUCUGUGGGAAUGCUGGACAGCGAGAUGGAUUGGGUGAACAGCCACUUUCGUGACAAAGCCGAUGUGCUUGAUGGCUUCUAUGCUCUGCUCAUUGGAGAAUGGUGUGCUACCGAUGGCAUCUAUCAGUACUGGCAAAAGUAUUUCCAGAAAAGCCCUGAGUGGGUCAUGCAGAAUGCAGUCAUGGUCCAUUUUAUCGCUGACUGGAAACCUUGGCGCAUCACUUCGGCAUCUCGGCUUCAUGAUAAAUGCCCGGAGGCGCAGCCACAGCUGCUUCAAGUUUUUCAGAGAUGGUGGGAUGCGAAGGCAGUUACAUCGCGAAUCGGUGAAAAGUUGCCCUGGCAAGGCGUUGGAACUCGCAUCCUAUAUCAGGAGACGUUCAGGGCUUGGGACACGGUCGUAAGGUCAGCUUGUGAUAUCGUCGAGGCAGAUGCAUUCCGACCGAUUGGUGUAUCGAUACCCAUGGCUGCUGAUGGCCACGAGUGCACAGCAGAGGUGGUAGAGGACCCGCAGAAGCCAGCGCAGUCUUGUCCCUUGGCUCGCAGUUGCCGACACUGCGAGGCUCUGCGCGUGCUCAUUGGAGUUUUCAUCGGCCUGGCGGUUGGCCUCGUGCUCUCCUUGGCUGCCGACCUGCCAGCAGAGUCGGAGAUCCUUCAAAUCCUGGCCUUCCCUGGGAAGCUGUGGCUGAAAGCCUUGAAAUGUGUGGUGCUGCCCAUGAUCUUUUGUGGCAUGGUCCAUUCCAUGGUCAUGAUGCGCGAACUUCCAGCCGCGCGCAGUGCCGCCAUCUGGGUUAUUGGGCUCUACACCACCACCACGGCAUUGCAGCUUUGGGAGGGCGUUGCCAUCUCUUGGACGCUGCUGCGAACCUCCUUGAAACCUGUGGAGGCGGCCCUAGCGAAGGAGACGGGGCUGGAGAAGAUGUCCAUGCUGGACACAGUUCUGAACAUCUUCGACCAGCUGGUUCCAAAAAAUGUAGUGAAGGACGCGGCACAGAACCACCUCAUCUCGGUCAUUCUCAUGGCGACCCGGCAGUAUCCGGCAGUCAUGUCUUAG
Symbiodinium necroappetens is the source of this 1611-nucleotide messenger RNA. NCBI's taxonomy places the organism in Eukaryota, Dinophyceae, Suessiales, Symbiodiniaceae. The record is from the annotation of a GenBank genome assembly.